Messenger RNA from Aplosporella prunicola CBS 121167, 984 nucleotides. RefSeq lists its product as uncharacterized. The coding region runs from base 1 to 984 and encodes 327 amino acids. NCBI's taxonomy places the organism in Eukaryota, Fungi, Ascomycota, Dothideomycetes, Botryosphaeriales, Aplosporellaceae. Gene Ontology annotation, cellular component: membrane; mitochondrion. The transcript is spliced from 4 exons. Gene Ontology annotation, biological process: mitochondrial respiratory chain complex IV assembly. The record is from RefSeq and is a predicted model, not a curated record.
AUGAGCCUCCUCCGCCAAUUGCGCAGCUCCUCCGGCGGCACCUUCUCCUCCUCCUCGUCAUUCUCUCCCGCGCGCUCGCCCCGCCGCGCCGCCGCCUGGCGCUGCCCGCAAUGCCUGCUCCGCACGCCGCCGUCGCCGCCGCGCCGCUUCCAGCACACCAACCCGGCCGACGACCCCAACUUCUCCUCCAUCAUUGACCAGCCGCCGCAGCUGGUGAAGACGGGGCGGCGCCAUGGGCCCGGUCUUAUUAUCCUCGCACUCAUCCCGCUCACCGCCUUCGCGCUCGGAACCUGGCAAGUGCAGCGCCUCGGCUGGAAAUCCGACCUAAUCGCGCGCUUCGAAGACCGGCUCGUGCAGCCCCCGCUCCCACUCCCCCCACGCAUCGACCCCUCUGCCAUAAAAGACUUCGACUACCGGCCCGUCUACGCCACCGGCCGCCUCAACCACGCCAAAGAAAUGCUCGUCGGCCCGCGCCUGCUGGACGGCGACGACGGCUUCCUCGUCAUCACGCCGCUGGAGCGCGCGGACCUGGGCCCCGGCGCUGCCAUCCUGGUCAAUCGCGGCUGGAUCCCCAAACACUUGCGCCGGCAGCAGGAUAGGGCGCCCGAGGCGCUGCCCCGCGGCGAGGUUGUGGUGAAGGGAUUGCUGCGCGAGCCUUGGAAGCGCAAUAUGUUCACCCCCGAGAAUAGGCCCGAGAUUGGCUUGUUCCAUUUCCCGGAUGUCGAGCAGAUGGCGCGCGUGUCGGGGACGCAGGCCGUGUGGAUCGAGGAGACGAUGAAGCCCGACCUCAUUGAGUCCAUGUCCCGCGCCGAAAAGGGCAUCCCCAUCGGCCGCGCCGCCGAAGUCAACCUCCGCAACAACCACACGCAGUACAUCUUCACGUGGUACGCCCUCUCGCUCGCCACGUCCGUCAUGCUCUGGAUGGUCAUCAAGAAGCCCUCGUCCAGCACGGCGCGCCGCGUGCGCCACAGCAGGGCGUGGUAG